This is a messenger RNA of Megalops cyprinoides (Indo-Pacific tarpon), 1167 nucleotides long. RefSeq names its product PR domain zinc finger protein 12-like. The coding region runs from base 1 to 1167 and encodes 388 amino acids. Gene Ontology annotation, molecular function: histone methyltransferase binding. The transcript is spliced from 5 exons. Gene Ontology annotation, cellular component: nucleus. Lineage: Eukaryota; Metazoa; Chordata; Actinopteri; Elopiformes; Megalopidae. The record is from RefSeq and is a predicted model, not a curated record. Gene Ontology annotation, biological process: neurogenesis.
AUGGGUACGGUUUUGCCCGCAGAAGCCAUGGUACUCAAGCCUGGAUUUAAACCGCAGAGUCUUUCCCUCUCCGAAAUCAUCACCUCCGACAUCCUGCACAGCUUCCUCUACGGGCGGUGGAGGAGCGCGCUUGGGGAACACCUCGAGGAGAAGCACAAUGCCGUCUGCCCUAAAACCGCUUUCACCGCGGAGGUCCUGGCGCAGUCCUUCUCUGGAGAAGUCCAGAAGCUCUCGAGUUUGGUCCUGCCCAGCGAAGUCAUCAUCGCUCAGAGCUCCAUUCCUGGAGAAGGGCUUGGGAUCUUCUCCAAGGCAUGGAUCAAGGCCGGCACGGAGAUGGGACCGUUUACCGGCAGGGUGAUCUCUCCCCAGCACGUGGACCUGUUCAAGAAUAACAACCUCAUGUGGGAGGUGUUCAACGAUGACGGCACGGUGCGCUACUUCAUCGACGCCAGUCAGGCGGACCAUCGCAGCUGGAUGACGUACAUAAAGUGCGCUCGAAACGAGCAGGAGCAGAACCUGGAGGUGGUGCAGAUCGGCAGCAGCAUCUUCUACAAGGCUGUGGAGACGAUCCCCCCAGACCAGGAGCUGCUGGUGUGGUACGGAAACACCCACAACACUUUCCUGGGGAUCCCGGGAGUUCCCGGGACAGAGGAGGAGCUGCAGAAAAAGAGCAGGACAGCACAGGCACUUUCAUGUAACUCACACUCCUCUUCUCUCCCCCUCUCCACAGACGACUCCCACUCCAGCGACGGCUCUUCCUCCUCCCCCUCCUCCACCUCCUCCCCCUCCUCUUCAUCCUCGUCCUCCUCAUCCUCCUCGUCGUCGGCCAGCCGCAUGCGCUGCGUCAUCUGCCACCGGGGCUUCAACUCGCGCAGCAACCUGCGCUCGCACAUGCGCAUCCACACGCUGGACAAGCCCUUCGUCUGCCGCUUCUGCAACCGCCGCUUCAGCCAGAGCUCCACGCUGCGCAACCACGUGCGUCUGCACACGGGCGAGCGGCCCUACAAGUGCCACGUGUGCCAGAGCGCGUACUCGCAGCUGGCCGGCCUGCGCGCGCACCAGAAGAGCGCCCGGCACCGGCCCGCCCACACACCCCCUCCCGCCCCUGUGGCCCUCGUGACACACCCGGCCUCCCUGGCGCACCACCUGCCCGCCAUGGUGCUGUAA